GUUUUCUCUGCUGCGUUCACAUCAUUCCGGACUCCAGAAUACUCGGCGGUCCUCGAAGUGCCCCUAAGGGGAACAAUCCAAGUAUUAAAGGAGAAACGUUGUUUCCGAUCUCGCCCUCAGAAAGUCAGUGCUCCUAGAAUUCGCGGUAAUGUCUUUGCCACGGUUUUUCCUCUUUGGGUCCCUCCUGUAUCUUGCUUGACUCGUAGUCUGUGUGAUGGCAUUAUUGCGAUGUCUGCCCCGCCUGGUCUAUUUCCCCAGCAUAAUCUUAUCCUAUAUCAAUUCGCAAUUGCAAUUUUAGCGGACUAAUGGACGUUUGAUAUUUGCUCAAUCAACUAAUAAUGGUAAAUAGUCCCGUGACCGGCUCGGCCGGCCCAAGGCGUCAACAUGCCUGCUGUACAUGGGGAUCUAGCAUCCAUGGUGAUACCUACAGACCAGGAGUUACUGCCCGAAAUCUAUCCUCGGCAAGUGACCCUUCGAGAUCGCGUUACUGUCGCGACUUUGGUGCCCUUUCUGUCUCCCGAUGAUGUGCCCUCAUCUCUGUUGGGCUAUCUAUCGGACCAAUUAAAUAGUGAGAUUGAAAAGGGUGAUACUUAUGCCAUGAUCGACCCUAUCCCGUACGAUCAAUUUAAGUACUAUUGGUUCUCUAACUUCGGUGCGAUCAUGCUCCUCGGCGAUAUUAAGAGUGCACAAGAAGUCCAAGCUAUGGACAGGGCGGGGGCAAAUUGGCUCAAACUCUGUUUGGGCAGUUUUACCAUCAGACCUAACUACCCUGGCCGUAGUAGUCAUAUCUGCAAUAGCAUGUUCCUGGUUACCGAUGCUUCUCGAAAUCGAGGGGUGGGUCGACUGAUGGGAGAAGGAUACUUAGAGUGGGCUCCAAAGCUGGGGUAUACGUAUGCCAUGUUCAACAUAGUCUAUGAGAGUAAUGUUGCAUCUUGCCGCCUCUGGGAUUCUCUUGGUUUCAAGCGGAUUGGCAGAAUACCAGGAGGUGGUAGGCUACUCUCCAAUCCCGGACAAUAUGUUGAUGCGAUUAUCUAUGGCCGGGAUUUGGGGCCCGAGGGUGAAGACUCUGUCACGCAGGAUCGCUUUGACAAGAUCCGAUAUUAUCUGAAGCAUUCGAAAUACCCUAGAGGCGCUGACCGGGCCGAGAAGAGCCGGCUCAGAAGUGCAGCCACUCACUAUAAGCUGAUUGAGGGGCAGGAUGGCGAAAGUGAGAAGCUGAUGCUGAAAGACAAAGAGGUAGUAUCAGACCCGCAGCAGCAAUACGAUAUUGCUCGGGAGAUGCAUGUUCAACAGCAUGCCGGAAUAAAUAAGACCACGGCAGCUAUUGCAGUCAAAUAUCAUUGGGUCAGGAUCAAGGAAACCGUAAGCAGGGUCAUCCGAGACUGUCCCCAGUGCAAGGAGACCCUCAAAUCUCCCUUGGCCAACCCGCUCUUCAAAAAUGAAGACGUGUUAGAAGAAGAGGACCAAACCAGCAGUCGCGAGAGCGAGCCUAGUAUGCCAACCAGCGAGAAUAUGGGAGCGAACUCUCUUAUGGAUCAUGUAUCCCUUGAUACCCACCAAAACCAGAAUCCGUUUGUCACCAGCCAUCAAUCUGUUGUUCCAGGAUCUGUAGAUUCCAUCAGCGAUUACGCAGUCAUACCUCUCGAUCCGCAAAUCAUCGAUAUCCACCAACAGCUUCCCCGAUUCCAAACCCAUGAUGCCAUGGCCGACCCAUACAACCACGGCCCCCACGGCUUGCCUAGCUCGCAUUUUGACGACAAUGUGCGGCAUCACGCAGCUAAUGAUUACCAUAUGAUGGUUGAUGACCCCUCUGAUGCAGACCCUGGAUCAGCGCUGCAUCAGGAUGCACUCGGGCUUGUCCAUUCCCAAGUAAGCGAUGUGCACCACGACCAGAUUCUAGCGAAGUAUCAGUAUGUUGGGCAACCAGAUGAUGACUUGGACUUUACAUAAUAAGCCGGCUACCCCUUUCUGAUUCUCAACCCAUUCAAUAUGUGAAACCUUUUUUUCACCCGUUUAUUUUUAUUUUAUUUUAAAUUUCUUUCGCUCCUUUGGGCAAGGAGGGUGGGCUUGUCUUUUUCGUUUAUUCAGCAUCUCUCGACGGCGUUAAGUGCAAGUUGGGCUUGCAUUAUGAUCAUUGGAUAAUUCCGGUUGUGGAAUUCUGUAUUAUAUGGCAACAGAAUAGGAAGCGACAUGAAGAUCGUAAUAAAUGAUAUGUAAUCGGUCAAUAAAAAGAUUUGCAGGCUUUUG
Messenger RNA from Aspergillus alliaceus, 2247 nucleotides. RefSeq names its product putative histone acetyltransferase Spt10. Gene Ontology annotation, molecular function: acyltransferase activity, transferring groups other than amino-acyl groups. Lineage: Eukaryota; Fungi; Ascomycota; Eurotiomycetes; Eurotiales; Aspergillaceae. The transcript has 2 exons. The coding region runs from base 385 to 1950 and encodes 521 amino acids. The record is from RefSeq and is a predicted model, not a curated record.